Messenger RNA from Botrytis cinerea B05.10, 2210 nucleotides. RefSeq lists its product as hypothetical. The transcript is spliced from 2 exons. Lineage: Eukaryota; Fungi; Ascomycota; Leotiomycetes; Helotiales; Sclerotiniaceae. Bases 190 to 1995 code for a protein of 601 amino acids. The record is from RefSeq and is a predicted model, not a curated record.
GGUCAAAAUCCCCGGGGCAAUAUUUUCAAGAUCGCGGAAUCUUCCUCUUUCUGGUCCAAAAAUUGUAGAUCUGCAAAAAGCCCCAUGUCUGGUUGUGUAACCAGACGUGCAACAAAAGGUUUUUGAGGCUGUCAGGAAACGAUGUGAUUGGUUCGCAGAGUUGCAUGGGUUGAGGGGAAUGGAAAGUUGAUGGACGGAAAACACCAGGAUCACAGCACAACAAUAACACGAUACGAUUACAAUAUCAAUAUGGCAGAAGAAGGAAAGCGUAGGAGAGCGAGACCGUCGAGCUGGUGGGAGGUGCAAGAUAAUGAAAAUAAAGAUGCGAAUGGGGAGGAGGCAGGAGGCAGUCAAGCUACGGCACACGCGCAAAGUCAAAGUCCAAAUAUAAAUACAGUGGGUGGAGGAAUUGCAAAGAAAAAGGCAAGACCUUGGGUUCCGACGGGAAUGAAUGUGCCUAGUGAGAAGAAGAGGGGUCGACCUUCUUUGGAUCCGGGUUCUGGGAUCUCGAAACAAAGCGAGGGGAACGAUGAGGGAGAGGGCAAUGUUGAGGUCGUGGCUGAAGAUGAGAGUUCAAGAACGAGAAGAGGAAGGAAAAAUACAAAUAACACGGGAGGAUUAUUGAGUGGGCAUGGCAAUACGGAUGUCAGUGAAACGGUAACUGCGAUCAGUUCUCUGGCACCGCAGAAGAAGAGGGGUAGACCUGCUGUAGGAGUUGUUGAUCGCGCAGCGAGUAAUGGAUCAUCAAAAAGCGCGACGACGGGAGGCCGAACAAAGGAUGGAUUAAAGGCGCCACACACGCGUGUAGAGGAAAAAAAUCGUGGAAGGCCUGCGUUGGGGAAUGUGGGUACUACAAAUAAUCGAGAGAGAAAGAGCGAUGGGGUUAAUAUCGAGGCCGAGAAGAGCAAGUCGUCGCGAUCACAAAAGCGCCAUCAGGUAGGACCUGAAUCAUCGGUGCCAACUCGUAAAAUGAAGAAGCCCUCCAAGAAUGACGAAGAAGCAUCCGAGAAGCAAUCGAAAUCAUCGAAGCCGAAGAAGCAUGUUAGAAUAUCGGAUGUAUCACAAACCAAUGAGCCGGAUGCUGGAAAGCCAAAAACUAAGAAAGCUGGGGCUUCAGAUAAUUCCGAGUCCACAAAGAAGCGGAAGAAUUCGAAUACUGAAGAACAGCAACCACAACAACAAACUAAACGUCGUCGUGUGGAAGAUUCACAGGAUAAACGGGCCGAGGAAGAACAGCCAGAGCCGCCUUCAUAUCGACAUCUAGCAGCUGUUACUCGGCGUGUAACACACGAAACUAUCAAUACGAAAUGGGAACCUCUACCACCAGCGUGCUUAGAUAAGAUCUCAGAGUUAUUGGUUGAUGUGCAAAGACCAGUUGUCUUACAGGUUCGCGAUGAACGCAAGAAGACUCAAGCCAGUACAGCAAUACAAAUGAUAAGCCGUCGGCUUUUGAAUAGAGUUCGAAAGGGCAUGCCAUUUCCUAAAGGGACAAGAACCAAUCCAGAGGAUGAUUUUGAUUUUGAGAAGAUACUGGAUUACAAUCGAGCUUUAGAGAAUCAACUCACACCGGUUUUGCAUUCAAAUAAUCUUUUGGAGGCCGAAUUGAGGAAAGAGGAGAUUCUACUUGAGAAUGAGGAGAGAUAUCUUGCAGAACUGGAGGCAAAUGCAAAGGAUGAAGCGACAAGUAGAAGACAAGCUGCUCGAAAAGCUCAUCCAUUGCUUCAGUUCGAGGUUGAUGGCGCUCAAAAGGUACUCAAUGAUAACAUUGGUAUAGAUGAGAACGCAUCUACUUCCUCAAUAACUCUAAACGCCUCGAAAUAUCAAGAUCUUGAAGGCAUUGUUAAAAGUAUAGAUGGUCACGUGGACAGUAUUAAGGGCAACUUACAACAGAUUGAAGGUAUUACCGAUGCUAUGGCUAAGAGUAAAGCUUCUGUACAAGCUGCUCUAUUCAGUCAUCUCAAUCUCGAACAGUACAAUGGCGUUGUUCUGGGUUAAAGACAUAAAAACGGUUAUUGACGCAAGACACAACGGUUUGGUGGGAGGAAAGUGGGAUUACAUGUUUAAGUUUGGGAGAAACAUUCCAGAGGAAUAUUUCUGUGUUGCGUGGCCAUUGAUUCUAUAGUUAUUGUAUUAGAUACCCAAAAUUGCCUUCUUCAUCAUUGAUAUGUAUGUAGUUAUAAUGAUCUACAAUUUAUUUGUUCUUUGUACCA